AUACGAGCUACGUGUUUGGUACCAGAAGAGACGGCAUGUAAAUUAGUGCGGCAUCACAUGAGAGCGUUCCGCCACAAUCCGUGUUAGAUCGGUAAUUGUGCGCACAUUUGUCCCGAUGACGACUUACUGGAAGGCGAAGAACACCCUCUGGACGAUUUGCCAAGUCAUGCUGACACGUCCUAUGCGUUCAUUCUUCACAAGCUGAAAUCACUUCUUGGGGUCGUCAUUCACGUUAAGAUGAAUGUGACUCGCAGCUCAAGAUCGCCUCACACAGCAAUCCAUCUCGACUUGUAUCGAAGGCUGAGAAGAACUGAGAAAAAUAUCGGCUUCGAGACCGUUCAACUCCUUGCAAGACCUCUCAGCACAACCCUAUGGACGGAUUCUGCCCAGGGGUAAAAUCGAGCCGAAGAAUCCCAGCAAUGUACACUGUUCGUUACAUCCACAGUCAUCGCCAGCCUGCGCGGCCCGAGCACUACAGCUCUCGCAAAGGCGACUCGCAAGGACCAAGACGAAUCGCGAGCCAUGAAAAGGACACUGUCCAGAGCUCGAGGGACGUUAGACCAAGCCUGUCACAGCAGCAAAGCUCACCGCGACCAACUAAAGAUCAUCGAACCAAAGCAGAUUCUCACAAGGAGUCUAAACAAGUGGUGGACUCCCGGAGAACAAUCUCGCAGCGUUCGAAGAAUGAUACAUCAUCAUCAAGUCACAGACGCUGGCCAGAAUUGAAGCGUGAAACAACAUCAACACGCGGAGUGGCUGCAGUAAUGCCUGAGUAUGGCCUAGGAAAGAAUGAGCUUCGCUACCCAACGCAUGCACAGCCCAGCUCCUUCGAUAGACGACCACCGAAGACGGUGGAGAAGCAUCGUCGAACAGUGCGGCAUGUGCACUUCGAAUAGCUGUCAUGUGCAUUCUGGCGUGUGACAUACAUUAUGAUCGCUGUGUGUGGUAGCUAUUAGAUAUAAGCCUGCAACCGUGGUGCUGAGAUCCAGUGCCAUCUCGAUAACCCCGUUUUCGUCCUCAUAUU
This is a messenger RNA of Dissoconium aciculare CBS 342.82, 1024 nucleotides long. RefSeq lists its product as uncharacterized. The record is from RefSeq and is a predicted model, not a curated record. The transcript has a single exon. Lineage: Eukaryota; Fungi; Ascomycota; Dothideomycetes; Mycosphaerellales; Dissoconiaceae. The coding region runs from base 372 to 896 and encodes 174 amino acids.